Messenger RNA from Eruca vesicaria subsp. sativa (arugula), 1644 nucleotides. NCBI's taxonomy places the organism in Eukaryota, Viridiplantae, Streptophyta, Magnoliopsida, Brassicales, Brassicaceae. The record is from the annotation of a GenBank genome assembly.
AUGGCUAUCUUACUCUGUUUCUUCUUGGUUUUGCUUCUAACUCUUGUAUCAUCAAUAUUUCUUAAAAAGAUGACAAACUCAAAGUUUAAUCUUCCUCCGAGCCCUUCAAGUCUUCCAAUAAUUGGAAACUUACACCAUCUUGCAGGAUUGCCUCACAGAUGUUUUCAUAACCUCUCCAAGAAAUACGGACCAGUGAUGCUUCUCCGUCUCGGUUCGGUUCCAGUGGUUAUUAUCACAUCGAGUGAAGCAGCUGAAGCAGUUCUCAAAACUCAUGACCUGGAAUGUUGUAGCCGACCAAAGACGUUGGGGACCGGAAAACUAUCUUACGGCUUCAAAGACAUCGCUCUCUCGCAGUACGGUGCGUAUUGGCGGGAAAUGCGAAAACUCGCGGUGAUCGAGCUUUUUAGCCUUAAAAGGGUUCAAUCCUUUAGGUAUAUCAGAGAGGAAGAGAUUGGACUUGUGGUGAAGAAAGUGUCUGAAUCGGCUUUGACACAGUCUCCUGUAGACUUAAGCAAAACCUUUUUCUCACUCACCGCAAGUAUCAUUUGCAGAGUAGCUUUAGGACAGAACUUCAACGAGGAUGGCUUUGUUAUCGAUCAAGAAAGGAUCGAAGAACUUAUUACCGAAGCAACCAUAGCUAUAGGGGCUUUCACAUUCUCUGACUUCUUCCCUGGUGCACUUGGAAGAUUCCUAGAUUUGUUGUUUCAGCGACAUAAGAAGAUCAACAAAGUCUUUGAAGAGCUUGAUGCUUUUUAUCAGCAUGUGAUUGAUGACCACUUGAAGCCAGAAGGAAGGAAAGAUCCAGACAUCGUUUCCUUGAUGUUGGAUAUGAUUGAUAAACAAGGAAAUGAAGAUUCUUUCAAACUCAGUAUUGAUAAUGUCAAGGCUAUCCUCAUGAAUGUAUUUCUUGCGGGGAUAGAUACAAGCGCUGUAACAAUGAUUUGGGCGAUGUCAGAACUCGUUAGAAACCCUAGAGCAAUGAAGAAAGCUCAGGAAAUGAUUAGAAGCACCCUUGGGGACAAAAGGGAAAUAAUCACAGAAGAUGAUCUAGGCAAAGUUGAUUACUUGAAGCUCAUAAUCAAGGAAACAUUCAGACUACAUCCAGCACUUCCAUUUAUACUUCCAAGAGAAACAAUGUCUCACGUCAAGAUCCAAGGCUACGAUAUUCCCCCGAAGACGCAAAUUCAAAUUAACGUAUGGACAAUCGGACGUGACCCCGAGCGUUGGACCGACCCUGAAGAUUUCAUCCCUGAACGGUUUACGGAUAGCUCUGUAGAUUUCAGAGGACAACAUUUUGAGCUGUUACCGUUUGGUUCUGGUCGGAGGAUGUGUCCAGCGAUGCCAAUGGGGGUUGCUACCGUGGAGCUAGGAUUGAUGAAUCUGCUUUACUUUUUCGAUUGGGCAUUGCCUGAUGGGAUGAACUUUGGAGACAUUGAUAUGGAAGAAGCUGGUAAUAUCUCCAUUGUCAAAAAAGUACCUCUUCAACUUGUGCCCUUUCAACGUUAUCGAUGUGGAGACUAAAAAGGUUGAUACCAUGGAAAAGUUCACGAGCAGGCAAUGUACGAUUUCUUAGAUAUUGUUGCGUUAUGUUUCUUUUGAAAAAAAAUAUUGUUGUUUAUGUAAGAAGUGAUAUUUGAACAAAAA